AUGAAUAAAAAUCAGCGUAUUGCUGUCAAUAUUUCUUUCUUUCAAAAUGCCUGCCGUUUUCCCUUCUUUCCUUUUCCUUCUUCUUUCCAGUUUUUAAAGCUCAUUCUUUCUUUCUUUCUUUUUAUGAAUUCCUUCCUGCUAAGUUGUUCUUACUUUCAUUGGAUAUUUUCUUUUCUCUUUUCUGUUGAAACAUUUUCUCAGAAAUCUUUCAUAUUUUUAUUCUUAACAACAGCCGCGAAGGCGGAAAGUGAGACGAAAACGAGGCUAUCUGGGCAGUUAUCUGCUGGUGGUACUUUCCUGACGAGCAUCUGUAUGAGUAAGGAUGAUCACAAAGAACCGGCUAUGGCUUCGCAGAGCAAAUGGAAAUUUUGCGCCAUUGUGUUUCUGGUUCUGUCAGUUUGUCUUGUGUUGGCAUUGACAGUCGUCAUCAUAUUAAAAGACAGGGAAAAGAAAGAAUUAUUAGUAGAACAAUGCACCGAAGGUUUGGCCACACAAGGCAUGCCAAAUCCAGACAAACCUCACAUUUUUGCUGACCUCACGUCGAAAGAGAUGCGUGCCGUGGUUCGUUAUAUGCGCAAUCGGAGGGAUUUGAAUAUAGAUGACCCAUCAAAAUUGACAGGAUUAAACAUCAGUUAUAUAAGUAACAUCGAAUUACUACCACCAGAAAAACAACAAGCACUUGAUUAUCUCGAAGGUAGAGGUAAGCAACCUUUGAGAAGGGCAAAAGUUACCCUUUUUCGCGGUGACAAAGCAAAUCCUGAUGUGGAAGAAUACAUAGUCGGUCCGCUACCUAAUCCGUCACACGGUACUCUGGUGAGAAUUGUACCCUUCGCCUUCCGACCAAUCAGCGGUUUAGAAAGUCUCGCGAUGAUAAAUAUCGGAAUAAUUAUUGAACGGAAUUUGGGUCGAAUUUUGCAUGAGAGUUUCGGCACUUCUUUCAUAAACUGUGGCUCACAGUGUCUCACAGCAUAUGUCAUGACACCAAUGUCAACAGCGAUUUCCCAGAAAGAGGAACGAAUGAUUUGGCUUUGGGUGGCUUAUAAUGUGGAGUUCAUUUCUUUACACCCAGUAGAUCUCAAUAUCUUAGUGAAUUUAACGGGAAAUGAUCCCUCGAAAUUUUCAGUCGAUAAAAUAUGGUACAACGGGCAGCUCUUUCACUCACUCACAGAAUUUGUAGAUCGUUAUUCCACAGACUCGACUGUGAAGAAAUUAAAACUCACUUUUCCUAAAAACGAUAAAAACUUGUUUUCUACUCUUAAUCUCCGCGGUACAACGUUUCCGACUACGGGACAGAGACGACCUUAUCAAACCGAACCGGAUGGUAGGCGGUACAGUGUAACUGGAACGGAAGUAGAAUAUAUGGGAUGGAAAUUCACAUUUCGAAUGUCGACGGUUAGUGGUCCCCAGUAUUAUAAUAUUCGCUAUAAUGGCGAAAGAAUUGUGUACGAAUUAAGCCUCCAAGAACUGGCCGUAAUCUAUUCCGGAUAUAACCCUGCUCAAAGAUUUGCGGACUAUUUUGACAGUUAUGGCAUGUAUGGUAAACUUGUUCGGACAUUGGUGCCUGGUGCUGACUGCCCUGAGCAUGCGCAGAUGAUUUCUGCCUCUCAUUACGAUGAAAUGACAGGAGAUGCAACAACUAAAUCGGUGAACGCAUUCUGUAUAUUCGAACAGAAUACUGGCAUCCCACUUCGACGCCAUCAUUCAUAUUCUGUUUUCGGUGGCCGAUUCUAUGGCGGCAUGAUGGACGAUGUUCUUGUGCUCAGGACAAUUUUGACGGUACUUAACUACGAUUACAUUUUCGAUUUAGUGCUUCAUCAAAAUGGCGCGAUCGAGGUACGCGUGAUUUCAACUGGUUAUAUAAUGGGUACCUACGCUACAGAUAAAGAGAAACCGUUCGGAGCACAUCUUCAUGACCACAUCAGUGGAAACAUGCAUCAGCAUUUAUUUAACUUCCGGGUCGAUGUAGACAUUAAAGGAACCAAGAAUCGAUAUGAGACACUCGACAUCAAAUCCAGUAGCUUCCCGAAUAGGGAAUGGGGUCCAGAGAGGCUUUAUUUCCAAACAACGUACAGCCGAGAUCUAAAGACAAAUGAGAAGCAAGCUGCCUACAAAUACAACUUUGAUACUCCCAAAUACCUGUUGUUUAGCAACAAUAAGUUCAAGACGAAGCAAGGAAUUCCACGAUCCUAUCGGUUACAAAUUAACGGGAUGACAAAAUCGGUUUUACCGGUAGACAAAAACAGUGAAAAUAGUCGAACAUGGGCACGCUACCAAAUGGCUGUAACAACCUUCAAAGAAAAUGAAACCAGAAGCAGUUCAGAAUAUGCUAUGUAUGAUGGAAUGAAGCCGAUUGUAAGAUUUCAGGAUUAUAUCGACGAUAAUGAAAAUAUUGUGGAUGAGGAUCUGGUAGCCUGGGUCACAAUAGGAGUUCAUCAUAUUCCCCAUACUGAAGAUCUGCCCAUUACACCCACGGUCGGAGCGCAUCGCAGCUUCUUCUUAUUGCCUUACAAUUAUUUUGAUGAAGACCCAUCGAUGGGGUCCAAAAACGCAAUUCGCUUUGACUUGGACAAGAAAGGAGAUCUCAACAUUUACAGAUACGGUAUUUCAAAUAAACACCAAUGUGUCGCCAGACAAUCCAAAUUUGAUGAGACCGCUCAGAAAAAUCCUAAUCUGGUUGUUCAAACUUUGGAUAAUGCUUUUUAUUAA
Messenger RNA from Acanthosepion pharaonis, 2706 nucleotides. The record is from the annotation of a GenBank genome assembly. Lineage: Eukaryota; Metazoa; Mollusca; Cephalopoda; Sepiida; Sepiidae.